Messenger RNA from Mesorhabditis spiculigera, 1470 nucleotides. Lineage: Eukaryota; Metazoa; Nematoda; Chromadorea; Rhabditida; Rhabditidae. The record is from the annotation of a GenBank genome assembly.
AUGGGUGCUGAUGAGUACGCAGGAGACGAGCACCAGCGACCCGUCAGUGGCAAGAAGGCCAAAUCUCGGCUGCCCUCGCUCGAACAGCUGCUCGCCCUUCCCGUCGACAUUUGGCUGCUUCUCCUCGACGCCUUCACCCCCCUCGACAUCGUCAAUUUGGCACAUGCCGACCGUCGUCUCAAGGUGCUAAUGACCGCUCUCCCGAAGCGAUGGGGCCGGCUGAUGGGCGAGGCGCGGCAGCUCAAAAUCUACUCGUCGGCUAACGUCAACAGCUUCCAGCUCACGCGCGCUGCCGGAUGCUGGGACGAGAGCAUCAACUACAUUUUCGCCUAUGGCGACACGUAUUGGUUCGUUAAGCAUCAGAAGGAGAACAAGCUCUUCAACGCGAUGUGCCGCUACGUUGAGCCGGACCGGGAUCGGAACAAGGCGAUCGCCGAAGACCUCUACAUUCUUUUGAACAACGCGCGUGUAGACAUGUAUUGCCUCGGCUCCGACUGGAACCUCCCCACCCCUAAGAAAUCACCGAUGCCGUCGAUUCGAGCAGCUACCGUGCUUUUAUCGAUCAACGGCGACGUGCAGGGCUUUGAUGGAGAACUCGAGCGUCUCGGACCGACUUGCAUCGCGUACUACGCCCAGCCGGAGGGUGGCCUCGUCGAUUUCCGGAGCCACGUCCGCCACAUUGCUGCCAUCCCGUCCCUGCGCUACCUCUGGAUAAACGUGGGCGACAAGUUCAAGGAGUUCAGCCGGAUCGUCCGCCUCAAAAUGCCUCAACUGACAAUUCAUUGUACGCUCGGUGUCAAGAAAGCAGUGAUGAAAGACGAGCGUCAGCUGACGCACGGUGCCGAGAAGUGGUUGAAGAGGAACCUCGUCGAGUCGCUGCGCAGCAUGAUUGAGGAAUGGCAACGCAAGGAACGAGUGAUCGACAAAUUCGAGCUGGUCAUGGACUGGGGCUGGCUCACUUUCACAGAGACGCGGGACGUUGUGCGGGCGCUGGUCGAUGGGAGAUGUGACGCCCGCGAGGCCGACCACAUCCCAAUCAUCCGACGUGGGCCCUGGAGCCGUGACGGCCUAAUGAUUCAAUUUAUCGCUCACACUAUAACGAUUGCCGAGUGUGACUACAAUUUCCGCAUCAACCGCACCUGGCGGGAGAUCGACGCGAACUCUCAGGUCUGGGGGGCCUUCGCCCGUUGGCGCUACCACGACUUCCCCGAACUGAUCAAGGAGUCGAAAAGCCCGGAAGAGCUGCUGGUGUACAAGCGGGACUUUGAAGGCAGGAUGAGCGAAUGGGUCAACAGGGCGGCCAACAACACGAUCCCGAGUCGCGAAUUGCUCUUUAUCGAUCCAAUGCACCGUUGCCUCUUGCCCGUGGCCCUCAAGGACCUUGACUUUUUUGGACAAUCUUUGGUUCUUGGCCUCCGGGGCGUCAUCGAGGACCGCUACGAGAAGAUGCAGUAUGAUAACUGGCGGUGG